Messenger RNA from Cynara cardunculus var. scolymus (artichoke), 1845 nucleotides. Its product is annotated as mucin-5AC-like. Gene Ontology annotation, cellular component: cortical microtubule. Bases 1 to 1710 code for a protein of 569 amino acids. NCBI's taxonomy places the organism in Eukaryota, Viridiplantae, Streptophyta, Magnoliopsida, Asterales, Asteraceae. Gene Ontology annotation, biological process: cortical microtubule organization. The record is from RefSeq and is a predicted model, not a curated record. The transcript is spliced from 5 exons.
AUGAAUCGGAGUUUCCGGGCGCCGGAAAAGGGAAUGCCGGGGCCAGCGGCGGUUAAGCAACGGCAGCAGCAAAUGAUGGGGAGCUUUAGGAAGUCUGUAAUGAAAGAAAAAGAAGAGGAGUUAGGUUUAUUUUUGGAAAUGAAAAAACGAGAAAAAGAGCGUACUGAUCUUUUUCUUCAGAACACAGAAGAGGAGCUCGAUUCAUCACUCGGGUCAAUUGAAGGAAGUUCACAGAUGUUCAGUAUGCCUUCAGCAACACCUGCUAGAAAGACUGGUGCUGAGGAGUUUCUCAACUCAGAAAAUGACAAGAAUGAUUAUGAUUGGCUUUUGACGCCCCCUGGUACCCCUCUUUUCCCUUCGCUGGAAAUGGAAUCACAGAAAAGCGUGAUGGGUCAGGUUGGAACUCCUAAAGCUCGUCCUACUGCCUUAAAAUCUCGGCUAUCAAAUACCCACCCGGACGCUACUGGUAGGAAUAACUUGGUAUCUAGACAGCCAGUGUCAUCUCCUGGAUUGAAUACUUCAAGUGCCAGACUCCGUAGGCCAUCAUCCUCAGGAGGUCCAGGUUCAAGGCCUGCUACUCCAACUGGAAGACCCACAUUGGGCACAUCAUCUAGACCCACAUCAAAUUCAGUACCCAAAACUUCUAACGCAACAUCCAAACCCACUUCAACUACAGCAUCUAGACCCUCAAGAUCCUCAACACCUACUCCUCGUCCCACCGUGGGUUCAACAAAACCCACUCUACCAGCUAGGUCUUCUACUCCUACUCCAAGGUCUAGUGCAAGAUCCUCGACUCCCACAAGUAGACCAUCUUUACCUGCAAGCAAACCUGCAUCAAGGGCAUCAACACCAACACGUAGGCAAGCGACACUGACAACUGUAACAAAAACAUCCGUCCCUUCCCAAAAAUCUCCUCCUACGGUCACAAAGUCGGCACCAAAUACAACAAGAAAUGCAGCACCACCACCACGUGCUAGUUCUCCCAGUGUAAAACCAAGGCCAUGGAAACCUCACGAGAUGCCUGGUUAUUCCCUUGAUGCACCGCCAAAUUUACGGACCUCACUUUCUGAUAGGCCCACUUCGGCGACAAGGGGAAGGCCUGGUGCACCCAGUAUCCGGUCUUCAUCUGUUGAGCCUGCAACCAAUGGAAGGGUAAGAAGGCAAUCAUGUUCACCUUCAAGAGGACGGCUCCCCAAUGGCAUGAGUCAUAGUAGUGGAAGCUCUGUGCCUGUUCCUGCACUGAACCGUGCAUAUGCUAAAGCUAACGACAAUCUGAGCCCUGGUUUGUAUGGAACAAAGAUGGUUGAAAGGGUAAUAAACAUGCGGAAAUUGGUGCCACCAAAGCAAGACGACAAACAUUCACCCCACAGUAACUUUUCUGGCAAGUCAUCAUCUCCUGACAGCUCUGGCUUUGGCAGAUCACUUUCAAAGAAAUCGUUGGAUAUGGCUAUACGGCAUAUGGAUAUAAGGCGGACAGUGCCGGGUAAUUUGAGGCCAUUGAUGACAAAUAUUCCAGCAUCAUCAAUGUACAGUGUGAGACCUGGUCCCACAAGAAGUCGAACAAUUAGCGUUUCUGAUUCACCUCUUGCAACAAGCAGCAAUGCAAGCUCUGAAAUGAGUGUGAAUAACAAUGGUUUGUGCUUUGAUCAUGGAAACAUAGAUGAUGAAAUCAACAGUCUUCAAACCCCUGCUAACAUCCGUGGAAGGUGAUGAGGUAUGAAAUGGAUUCACAAACUGUUGUUAUAUCCAAAUUUAGUUAUUUGUAUGUUAAUCCUGCUUAACCGAUGAAUUAAUAGAACUGGUAUCAUCUAAUUUAGUCAUUAGUUCCACCCAAAAUUUCAAUUG